ACUGCAACAGCCGCCUCUCGGAUUCAAGCGAUUCUCCUGCCUCAGCCUCCCAAGUAGCUGGGACUACAGGCGCCCACCACCACACCCGGCUAAUUUUUGUAUUUUUGGUAGAGAUGGGGUUUCACUAUGUUGGUCAGGCUGGUCUCAAACUCCUGACCUCAGGUGGUCCUCCCGCCUCGGCCUCCCAAAGUGCUGGGAUUACAGGCGUGAGCCACUGCGCCCGGCCUGUAUCAGUUAUAGUUUUUGCAAAGGCAGUUUCAGGAAUAAGAAGCAGAACCAGGACUGCAGCCCAAGCCACCACAAGAGGCCAGUCUUUGGGGAUGGUCUUUCAGGAUGAUCUUUGGGGGUGGCCCAAAGAGCCCCAGGCAGCUCCAGAGGCAGGAGUCACUCAGGAUUUAUUGAGAGCCCACCCCGUGGCUCUCACCCACAGUGAACAGAACACCCAGAGAUAACCUGCCCAGACACACAAGUUCUUCCCAUCACAUGUAGGGGUGAUAACUGUGAUGGAGAAAGAGAGGAAGAGCCAGCGGUGCCUCCAGCUGGGGAGGCGGGGCAGACCUCACCGAGGUGGUGACAUUUGAGCCCCAGCUGGAGGGGUGCCAGGGCAAGAGUGUCCAGGAAGAGGGAAAAGCCAGUCUGCAGGCCUGGAGGCAGAAGGCUGACUGAAGAAGAGUCUGCAGCAGAGAAAGCAAGGGGGAGGAGGCCGAGGAAGGCUGUGUUUCUGACUCAUACGGGGGAGUCGGGGGAGUCGUAAACAACCCUGGAGAGAACAGCCAGGCCUGUUCCCGCAAGCCCAGACAAUGCCGGUGGAGGAAUUUGUGGCUGGCUGGAUCUCUGGUGAGACAUUUUUCUUCCUUCUGUCACAUCACACCCAAUGGGCCCUGCAGUUCUGCGUGGCCAGCUGGCAGCAGGGCCUGCUCUGGAUCCCGGCGACAACAUUAUGAGUUGAAGAAAGAAGAGUAAAGCUCUCGGAGAGACUUGCUUCCUGGGCCUGGCACGAGGGCCCUCACUCAUAGCACCUUCUUGUCACCACAGGAGCUCUGGGCUUGGUCCUGGGACACCCGUUUGACACUGUAAAGGUGCGGCUGCAGACCCAGACCACCUACCGGGGCAUCGUUGAUUGCAUGGUCAAGAUUUACCGCCAUGAGUCCCUCCUGGGCUUCUUCAAGGGCAUGAGCUUCCCCAUUGCCAGCAUAGCUGUGGUCAACUCUGUCCUGUUUGGGGUCUAUAGCAACACCCUACUGGUGCUCACGGCCACCUCCCACCAGGAGCGGCGGGCCCAACCGCCCAGCUACACGCACAUCUUCCUAGCAGGCUGCACCGGGGGGUUCCUGCAGGCCUACUGUCUGGCUCCUUUUGACCUCAUCAAAGUCCGGCUACAAAACCAGACAGAGCCAAGGGCCCAGCCAGGGAGCCCCCCACCCCGGUACCAGGGGCCUGUGCACUGUGCAGCCUCCAUCUUCCGGGAGGAGGGGCCCCGGGGGCUGUUCCGAGGAGCCUGGGCCCUGACGCUGAGGGACACCCCCACGAUGGGGAUCUACUUCAUCACCUAUGAAGGGCUCUGUCGCCAGUACACACCAGAAGGCCAGAAUCCCAACUCAGCCACAGUGCUGGUGGCAGGGGGCUUUGCAGGCAUUGCUUCCUGGGUGGCAGCCACGCCCUUAGACGUGAUCAAGUCCCGGAUGCAGAUGGAUGGACUGAGACGCAGAGCGUACCAGGGGAUGCUGGACUGCAUGGUGAGCAGCGUCCGGCAGGAAGGACUGGGGGUCUUCUUCCGGGGGGUCACCAUCAACAGUGCCCGCGCCUUUCCCGUCAAUGCUGUCACCUUCCUCAGCUACGAAUAUCUCCUCCGCUGGUGGGGAUGAGCCCUGUGGCAAUGCCAGCAGCUCCCCAUCAGGCCCAUGGCCCAGAGGCCAGUUUGAGAUUGGAGGCCAGGUUGAAAGCUUGCAAAUCAGUGCAAGGGGCUCAGCCCUUCUAACCAAGGUGCCUCCCACCCGCACAGAUCUGGGCUGGGCAGACACCUGUGGGAGCCGGAAGCCAGGGGCCUGUGCAGCCUCCCUGUGUAGCUGGCCUUGACUCCUUUGCCUCCCACAUCUGUGAAACAGGGAGCAUGAGGCACAAGUGAGCUGGCAAGUGGUGCUGGUGACAUCCCAGCCCCUGUCCUGUGCCUUCACCUCUUUUUUUUUUUUUUUUUUUUUUUGAGAUGGAGUCUUGCUCUGUCACCCAGGCUGGAGUGCAGUGGUGUGAUCUCAGCUCACUGCAACCUCCGCCUUUCCACCUUCCGGGUUCAAGCAACUCUCCUGCCUCAGCUUCCCAAGUAGCUGGGACUAUAGGCGCUCGCCACCACGCCUGGCUAAUUUUUUGUAUUUUUAGUAGAGACAGGGUUUCACCAUGUUAGCCAGAAUGGUCUCGAUCUCCUGACUUCGUGAUCUGCCCGCGUCGGCCUCCCAAAGUGCUGGGAUUACAGGCAUGAGCCACCGCACCCGGCCGCCUUCACCUCUUAAGGAGCUCUGAGACUCCACUUCUGAGAGUCCCUGCUGCCUCCCACCUCCCUGCCUUUCAAAGGUCUCUCUCCCCCGUGACCCAAGAUAACCCUAGGUCUCCUCCCCCAGAAUCCUUCAGUGGCUCUCAUCACCUUCAGGAAAAGCCCAAACUCCUUCCACCCUCCAGGUUCCUCCCUCCCCACGAGGCUUUGUUCUCCUGGGGUUGCUUCCUGGACCCUGAACAAGUUGUGCUCUCAUUGCCUGGGCCUGGCCAGCAGUGCACAGUGCCCGGCAGGGUGACUCCACCAUCCCCCGGGCUGGCCCCGCUCUCCUCUGAGACCCAGGCUGAGCCCGGUCUCCUCGCCCUUCCUUGACUUACCUCCCCACCUGAGGCUGACUUUGGGGUUCCCAGACACCCCACCCGCACACAUGCCUUGAUCAUAGCACUUGCCUGCGCUUCUUCAGAGUCGUUAAUUUGCUUCUCGGCUUCCCCACUGGACUGUGAGCUCCCUGAGGUCAGGGAUUGCGCUUUGGAUGGUUUCCAGCCUGAGCCUGGUGCUUGAACAGACGUGUGCAAUAAAUGCUCGUUAAAUGAUA
This is a messenger RNA of Nomascus leucogenys (northern white-cheeked gibbon), 3080 nucleotides long. It is a transcript of the gene SLC25A45, whose product is annotated as solute carrier family 25 member 45. NCBI's taxonomy places the organism in Eukaryota, Metazoa, Chordata, Mammalia, Primates, Hylobatidae. Gene Ontology annotation, cellular component: mitochondrion. The record is from RefSeq and is a predicted model, not a curated record. Gene Ontology annotation, biological process: transmembrane transport. Bases 1125 to 1865 code for a protein of 246 amino acids. Gene Ontology annotation, molecular function: transmembrane transporter activity. The transcript has 10 exons.